AUGGCCGAAGUGUCCGGCUCAGCCUAUACCCAGCUUCCUCAGACCGUCCAGGGCCGAAUCAACAACCUGUCGGGCUCGGCAUUUAGCAUCCAACAGCUGCUGUUUGAUCACAGUAACGCGGGUUUGUCCAGCGCCCCCCGGAUCGAUAGCGUUGAACCAGGGUCAGUCCUGGAAACCAUCCUCAAUCGAUUCUUUGUGUCCAAAUACGUCGCGAAACUGCGCGACAUGAGCGAGUCAAUGUUGGGGUGUGCCGUUGCCCCACGACAGAAGGGCAAUUCUACGAAGACUCUCACGGACCUGAACUUCUCUGUCAAACCAAGCCGGAUCACUCAAAAUCAAGUACAAAACGUCUGGGUGCGGUAUUACGCUAAAGCCAUCUCAACAUCGAAUGACGAUGUUCUCGUGGAUGACCUUCAGACAGACACUUAUCCUAUCACCGUUAUUAAGGGUGAGCUUAUUAUAGGAGAAGCAACGGAAAAGUUCGAGCAAAGGGCAAAUCACUCCGGUAGGGAUGGCUUUAUCGAUGCCUUUUCAGGAAUCAACAGAGUCACCGAGAGUAUUCAAAGUCAAUUGCAGCAACUGCAAUCUAUCAAACUGGAAACCAUCCCGGUUUCUGCCAUGCAGGGAUUUGUGUUCCCGGGAGGCAACACCUUUGUGUUCAGGAACACCGAGUUUUCUGAGCACCAGGACCUUAUUGCGUUCAUCAAUUAUCUUGAUCCAGUGCACGAGAUCGGACAUUGUGAUUUCGGGUCUCCGUUGGGGCAAGUUGUUUGCAUGGACUCUGCCAGCUCGCCAAAUAUAAAAUUUCGGUUGAUGAACUUUCUUUUCCCAUGUCUUGUGGUGGAAGACCCGUGGCUUCAUUACCUAGCUUCUUCAUAUCCUCCCCGUAUAUUACCGUCAAGGGACCUAUCAAAUGAGAUGUAA
This is a messenger RNA of Penicillium daleae, 924 nucleotides long. RefSeq lists its product as uncharacterized. The coding region runs from base 1 to 924 and encodes 307 amino acids. The record is from RefSeq and is a predicted model, not a curated record. The transcript has 2 exons. Lineage: Eukaryota; Fungi; Ascomycota; Eurotiomycetes; Eurotiales; Aspergillaceae.